Pipra filicauda (Wire-tailed manakin) is the source of this 944-nucleotide messenger RNA. Its product is annotated as rhotekin. The record is from RefSeq and is a predicted model, not a curated record. Gene Ontology annotation, cellular component: actomyosin contractile ring. NCBI's taxonomy places the organism in Eukaryota, Metazoa, Chordata, Aves, Passeriformes, Pipridae. Bases 76 to 858 code for a protein of 260 amino acids. Gene Ontology annotation, biological process: septin ring organization; actomyosin contractile ring assembly; mitotic cytokinesis. The transcript is spliced from 5 exons.
GGGUGUUUGGGGUCAGUGUGACCCCCAUGUGCCCCCCCAGAGCAGAGCCCCUGCUGGGUGCCCCUGUAUGGCCGCAUGUGCUGCCGCCUGGCCGCCAGACCCCGCUGUGUGGACACGCCCGCGGCCAGCGGGACCCUGCGGCUGCAGGCGCCGGGGGCUGAGGGGCCGAGCGGGCCCCCCCUGUUCUGUGUCCUGCGUGGCCCCGACCUGCUGUGCUACGGCAGCGCCCACGGGGCCGAGGCCGGGCAGGAGCCCACCCUCACCAUCGCUGUCACCAAGGACACGCGGGUGCGGGCGGAGCCGGGGGGGCGCGGGCAGCCCCCCGUGGUGGCCGUCACCAACCGGCUGGGGGGGGAGGAGGUGACCCACGGCCUGGUGGCCGAGAGCACGGCCGAGGCCCAGCGCUGGCUCGAGGCCUUCGAGCAGCACCUCUAUGACCUGGGCCAGUGGAAGCAGUGCUGUGAGGAGCUGAUGCGCAUCGAGGAGCCCCCCCCGCGCCGCCCCCCGGCCCCGCUGCCCCCCCAGGGCUCCCUCUACCACCAGACGGCUAUUGACCCCUCGGACGACAUCGCGGCCGUGACCGACAUCCUGGCGGGGCACCGGGGGGGUCCCCGGGGGGGUCCCCGCCCGCCGGGCCCGCCCCCGUGGCUGUCGCUGUUCGAGGGGCCCCCCCCGCGCAGCCCCAGCCCCCCCCGGCGGGGCCGCCCCCGCACCCUGUCCCUGGACGCCCGGCUCAGCACCCUCAAGGGCCGGGGGGGCACCCCCAGGCCCCCCCACUCCAGCUCCUCCAGCAGCGGCAGCAGCAGCCCGGGACCGCCCCAGUGUGACCCCCCCAGGCCCCUCCAGUCCCGGGUGUGACCCCAGCACCUGGGGGGGCAGGGGAUGGACCCCCCCCAUCCCCUGCAGGGGCCGAUGCCACAGGGGUCUGGGGGGGUCUGGGGGGC